Capra hircus (goat) is the source of this 1608-nucleotide messenger RNA. RefSeq names its product BOLA class I histocompatibility antigen, alpha chain BL3-7. The record is from RefSeq and is a predicted model, not a curated record. The coding region runs from base 115 to 1179 and encodes 354 amino acids. Gene Ontology annotation, biological process: antigen processing and presentation of endogenous peptide antigen via MHC class I via ER pathway, TAP-independent; positive regulation of T cell mediated cytotoxicity; antigen processing and presentation of endogenous peptide antigen via MHC class Ib. NCBI's taxonomy places the organism in Eukaryota, Metazoa, Chordata, Mammalia, Artiodactyla, Bovidae. Gene Ontology annotation, cellular component: external side of plasma membrane. The transcript is spliced from 8 exons. Gene Ontology annotation, molecular function: peptide antigen binding; signaling receptor binding.
CAGGUCUCACUCCCAUUGGGUGUCCGAUUUCUAGCUGCCAGUAGUCAUCUCCGCUGUACCAGGUUACCAAGUGUUCAUCCACUCCCUGGACUCUCUUCUCCCCAGACCCCAGAGAUGCGGGUCAUGGGGCCGAGAACCCUCCUCCUGCUGCUGCAGGGGGCGCUGGUCCUGACCGAGACCUGGGCGGGCUCCCACUCCCUGAGGUAUUUCUACACCGCCGUGUCCCGGCCCGGCCUCGGGGAGCCCCGCUUCAUCGCCGUCGGCUACGUGGACGACACGCAGUUCGUGCUGUUCGACAGCGACGCCCCGAAUCCGAGGAUGGAGCCGCGGGCGCGGUGGGUGGAGCAGGAGGGGCCCGAGUAUUGGGAUCUGAACACGCGGAGAACCAAGGACGCCGCACAGACUUUCCGAGCGAACCUGAACAACCUGCGCGGCUACUACAACCAGAGCGAGGCCGGGUCUCACACCGUCCAGGAGAUGUACGGCUGCGACGUGGAGCCGGACGGGCGUCUCCUCCGCGGGUACAGUCAGUACGGCUACGACGGCAGAGAUUAUAUCGCCCUGAACGAGGACCUGCGCUCCUGGACCGCGGCGGACACGGCGGCUCAGAUCUCCAAGCGCAAGUUUGAGCAGCGCGGUGCUGCGGACCGUGUGAGACACUACCUGAACCGCGAGUGCGUGGAGGGGCUCCUCAGACACCUGGAGAAAGGGAAGGACACGCUGCAGCGCGCAGACCCUCCAAAGACACAUGUGACCCAUCACCACAUCUCUGAGCGUGAGGUCACCCUGAGGUGUUGGGCCUUGGGCUUCUACCCUGAGGAGAUCUCACUGACCUGGCAGCGUGAUGGGGAGGACCAGACCCAGGACAUGGAGCUUGUGGAGACCAGGCCUUCAGGGGAUGGAACCUUCCAGAAGUGGGCAGCCCUGGUGGUGCCUUCUGGAGAGGAGCAGAAACACACGUGUCACGUGCAGCACGAGGGGCUUCAGGAGCCCCUCACCCUAAGAUGGGAACCUCCUCAGCCCUCUGUCGCCAUCAUCAUCAUUGUUGGUCUGGUUUUCCUUGUGUUCAUUGGAGCUGUGGUGGCUGGAGCUGGGAUCUGGAGGAAGCGCUCAGGUGAAAAUGCAGGGACCUACACUCAAGCUUCAUGCAGUGACAGUGCCCAGAGCUCUGAUGUGUGACCAGAGCUCUCAUGGAUCCUAGAGUGUGAAACAGCUCCCUUGUGGGGACUGAGUAGUGCAAUAUUCCAUAUCCCACCCCUGCUUUAUGACUUGAAGAUCUGACUUCUCUUUCUGCAGAAGUCAUCUGAAUGUGUCUGUGCUGCUAUUAGCAUAAUGUAAAGGAGUGGUGAGCCUGGCCCCUCUCUGUCCACUACUAUCCUUCUGCCCUCUGGACUGUUUUCUCUGAUGGUCCUUCCUUAUCCAACAGGGGCUGGGCUGGGCUUCUCCAUCUUUGGCUUAACUUCUUUUCCGUUUUCAUAUCUUAUUGAAAAUCAGGAUCCAAACUACAGAUUUCCCUCUACAGGUACUCAUCAAUCUUGUCCCCUAGUGUUUGUCUAUGUGGGUCUGUUUUGUAAACCUUUACAAAUGUUUGUACAGUUUUAGUAUGUC